UCAUUUCUCCUUUUUCUUUUUUAAAGAUCGAAUUUAUUUCAUUCUGAACGCGCAAAGUGCAGAAAAGUGCAGCUCUGUUUUCCGAAACGAGCAAAUCUAUUAUCUCGCGAGUUCCACAAAAAAAUUUCUCUCUUCAACAGCUUUUGAUAGCCGAAACCGGCUAAAUGUCGUAUUGAUAAUCGAAAUGCAAGGUGUACAGCAUCUUGUUAUGUGUCUUCAAAUAUCUAGAUGCGUUAGCACGUCCAGUGCGUGCUUGAAUAUCCAUAGAGAAAGUAGAUUUAUGAAGAAAAUAAUUCAUGGAAGUCACAAAUCGAAAAAAAAGUGGUAUGAUAAUAACACAGACUUACGCAGUACUGUUAACAUUAAUCCAACCAAUAAUGCACCUUCCUUGCAUACAAGACGCAGAAUGAUUAUCCGAGACAAGCUUUUCAUGGAACACAUAACAGACAUGAUGUCGAUGGGAGAAGUGGAUGAUAUCUUAAAAGGAGAUGUAGAGAUUACUCAUGUGAAAAUAACUCCAGAUUUCAAGUUGGUCAAUGUAUUUUGGAUACCUAGUAAUAAUGCACUCAUUGAUGAAGAAGCAUUGCAGAGGUGUGCCAAAAUUAUACGGCAUGAAUUAUCGCAGCUUCGUGUCAUAGGUAUAGUGCCGCCAAUCCAGUUUGUACAAAACAAACAAUUUGCUAUACAGAAGGAAGUCGAGAAAAGAUUAGCAGCGAUCGAACAGUUUGAACAGGAGAAUAAUGAAACUUCAUGUUUUGAACAAGAUCAAUUGAAUAUUCCUGACAAUGCCGACCAGACUUUAAGUAAACAAUCAAUUGCAAACCGCGAGUCUGAGAUAGAUGAUUCUUAUAUACAAUUACCAAAAAUGAGACACGAUGUAUUAGGAUUAGAUCAUCAUAAAAUCAUGUCUCAGAUUACCGCUGCGGUCUCCAAGUCGAAUAAGGCUGCACAAAGGCAAAUAUUGAAUACAAAUACUAAUACGGAUGAAAACUCUCAGAAUCUAGUCUCAAAGAAAGUCGAGUAUCUAACCCGAAAAGAGCAAGAAAAGGUCUUUUCUGAGUUUUUAAUGAAGAAACGAAGAGAGGAAAGACGUAGGAAGCGUUUGAUACAAUCGCAUAAACGGGAACUGUUAAAUAAUUUUGAAGAAGAGAUGGAGGAAUUUGAUUAUGAAGAAUACGAAAACGAUAUCGGUUAUAUCGAAGACUUCAAUGAUGAGACGCAAAAAUGAUUUUAAAAUAACUUGAAAAAAAUAUUUAUUCAAUAUAAAUAUAAUACUAAUGCUCGACUUUCUGUACAUAUGUGUACAAUAAAUAAUUUAUUAGUAAUAAA
Messenger RNA from Pogonomyrmex barbatus (red harvester ant), 1329 nucleotides. RefSeq lists its product as uncharacterized. NCBI's taxonomy places the organism in Eukaryota, Metazoa, Arthropoda, Insecta, Hymenoptera, Formicidae. Gene Ontology annotation, biological process: rRNA processing. The record is from RefSeq and is a predicted model, not a curated record.